AUGUCUACCGCUUCCUCGAGCAAUCCUGCUGCGGAGUACGAGAGCCUCCAAGACAAGCACCGCGAAAUGCAGCUCCUUAGUAGCUACCGCCACCAAAUCCUAGCCAACGCCUCGGCUCUCUUCGGCGGCAUAUGCGACGUCUGCACCAUCCGCACGAGCGCGUCCGACGACCAGCCUGCGUUCUCCGCGGCCGUCUUUCGGCCUUCUACCGAGAAGGGGUCCGUGAAGGUCUUCUUGAUGCGUAAUGAGGACGAGGAGGAGAGGAUUAGAGAGAUGCGCGGGUGCGAAAGGGAGGACGAGGAUGAGGAGACGAAGGUCGUCUUCAAGCAUGCCUUCCUUGGGGGCGACGAGGAGGACGACGAGGGUAAAGAGAACAGGAAGAACGAGGACGAGGAAGACGAGGAUAUGGACAUGGAGAACGAAGGAAACGAAGAGGCCGACGAGGCCGACGAGGACGAGGAUGUUACCACGCCGCUAACAUCGCGGCUCGCAGCGAUGGAGAAGCUGCUCGACUUGACCGAAAGUGCGAUCCAGGAGGCUCGAUUCGUCGCUCUAACGGCGGAGGAUUGGGAGUUGUUGGAGAAGGGGGCUAGGAAGCGUGAGCCUACGCCAUGUAGGUUUAGCAGCGCGCAUCUGUAG
Coniosporium apollinis CBS 100218 is the source of this 639-nucleotide messenger RNA. RefSeq lists its product as uncharacterized. Lineage: Eukaryota; Fungi; Ascomycota; Dothideomycetes. The coding region runs from base 1 to 639 and encodes 212 amino acids. The record is from RefSeq and is a predicted model, not a curated record. The transcript is spliced from 2 exons.